AUGGACAAUAAAGGUAACGAUUCCAAGGAUAUCAUAAUUUUAAGAAGUAGCGAUGGCUUCGAGCACAAAGUGGAUAUUAAAGUAGCCAAAAUGUCGGCAACAAUAAAAACUAUGCUGGAAGAUUUAGGAGUUGGAGAAGUAAAUGAAGCUGUCCCCUUGCAAAAUGUGAACAAUGCCAUCUUGGAAUUGGUUGUUAAAUGGGCAGAACAUCAUAAGGACGAUCCACCACCACCCGAUGAUGACGAUAUUAGGGAAAAAAGGACCGAUGAUAUCGAUCCGUGGGAUCAAGAAUUCUUGAAAGUGGAUCAAGGCACUCUCUUUGAGAUUAUACUGGCGGCUAAUUACCUAGAUAUCAAGGGGCUUUUAGAUUCUGCUUGUAAAACCGUAGCUAACAUGAUUAAAGGUAAAACGCCAGAAGAAAUCAGAAGAACGUUCAAUAUCAAAAACGACUUUACUCCAGAAGAAGAGGCUCAAGUCAGGAAAGAAAACGAAUGGUGCGAAGAAAAAUAA
Molecule: messenger RNA, 510 nt
Organism: Trichoplax adhaerens
Lineage: Eukaryota; Metazoa; Placozoa; Uniplacotomia; Trichoplacea; Trichoplacidae
Exons: 6
Coding region: 1-510 (169 amino acids)
Biological process (GO): SCF-dependent proteasomal ubiquitin-dependent protein catabolic process
Cellular component (GO): cytoplasm; nucleus
Molecular function (GO): cullin family protein binding
Source: RefSeq, a predicted model, not a curated record